GAUCGCGACAACAUGAUCCAUCGUGGCCGAGUCCUCUGGGCAUUGCUGAUUGCAUUAUUGAUAUACCCAAAUGACAAUUUAGGUGGGGCAUUUCAACCGGAAUUUGUGGCCCCGAUCGCCAAUCUCACGGUUCCUCUUGGACGAGACGCUCUCUUUACAUGUCUUGUGGAGCAUCUGGGCGGUUAUCGAGUUGGCUGGGUAAAAGCAGACACAAAAGCGAUCCAAGCAAUUCACGAUCACGUGAUAACUCACAACCCGCGGGUCCAGGUCUCACAUAGCGACCACUCAACGUGGAAUCUACAUAUCCGCGGAGUUCAAUUGGAGGACGCGGGUCUCUAUAUGUGCCAAAUAAAUACUGAUCCAAUGAAGUUCCAGACUGGGAUGCUUUCCAUCGAGGUACCACCGGACUUUGUGACUAAUGAGACAUCGGGGGACGUGAUGGUUAGUGAAGGUAGUCAGGUGAAGCUGACGUGCCGAGCAAAAGGCGUGCCUCAACCUCGCGUCAAUUGGAAACGUGAGGAUGGCAAGAAUAUUGUUAUUCGUGAGCCAGUGGUUGCUUCCAAUGGUCAAAAGUCUAAAGUCUCAUCAGUGAGUGAGUAUCAUGGUGAGGAAUUACGACUCACAAAGAUAUCACGGCAUGACAUGGGGGCAUAUCUGUGUAUUGCGAGUAACGGAGUGCCACCGGCCAUCAGCAAGCGCAUCACGAUCAACGUUCAUUUUCCGCCGGUAAUUCAUGUACCCAAUCAAUUAGUAGGAGCACCACUGGGUACUGAUGUUGCGCUGGAAUGUUUUGUUGAAGCUUCCCCUAAGUCUAUUAAUUAUUGGAUGAAAGACGAUGAUGAAAUGAUAAUAUCUGGAACACGACACGAGGUUCAGGCUAUAUCCAAAUCAGCAUUUCAAGUUAAAAUGGUACUUACUAUUCGACAUCUUCAGAAACAGGAUUUUGGAUCCUACAAAUGUGCGGCUAAAAAUUCACGCGGUGAUGUUGACUUUAGUAUUCGUCUAUACGAAAUAUCAGGGCCAUCAAGAUCAGGUGUCCCACCGCCGACGUAUUACGACGAAGAAGAAGACAUAGACGGGGUAGUUUACGGAUCAGCGGAUAUCGAAAAGUUGGAAAACAAAGCAUACGCAGUAGACAAUACCGUGCAAGGGCACAUGGGAAUUUUCAACGGAGUUUCAAGUCCAUCUCCAACAAUAAGAGUGAACCGAAGACGUCCCAUAACCGGUACCGGUUCAUCUCCAGGCAAUCGUCUCUCCUCCGUAUCAUCCAAUUCUUACCACCGGCCACAAUUUUGCCUGGUAAUUUUAUUUAUCACGAAAUGCUUCCUAUGAUUAAUUACCUCUGAUUCAUCCGACAGAACUAACUCAUGUGGCUCUAUGUUAAUAAACUUAUAACAAAAAAUGUAUAAGCUUGAAAAUAAAACUAAUGUAACAGCAUCGUUGCUAAAUUGUGGAGGGUCUAGACACAGCGGACAUAUCGUUAUAGUGAAAUUGUUUUUUCCGGCUAAAAAAUAAUAUUUACUAUUUGUUAUUGUCUUGAAGAGACACUUUAA
Messenger RNA from Microplitis demolitor, 1553 nucleotides. Its product is annotated as lachesin. The transcript has 9 exons. The record is from RefSeq and is a predicted model, not a curated record. Lineage: Eukaryota; Metazoa; Arthropoda; Insecta; Hymenoptera; Braconidae. Gene Ontology annotation, cellular component: neuron projection. The coding region runs from base 13 to 1332 and encodes 439 amino acids.